AUGUCACAGCCGCCUCUUUUAUGGGAAACUCUUACUACUACUCCGUGAGGAACAAAGACAUUGGAAAAUCCUAAUUUUUAAUAUAAAACAUGAAAAAAUAAGUGAUAAUUAGUAUAAUGAAAUCUCUAACUAAUUCUGCUUAAUUUUUAAACAAAUUUUAUAAAUCAAAUUAAAAGUAAAAGAAAAGGGAUUUUUUUAAAUUUCGAAAAAAUACUUAACGCCUCUUCGAAUUAAAUAGUUUUAUUCGCUCACGGGAGGAGUUAAGAAUCGCUUGCAUCCUUCAGAAAUUGAAGAAAGUUUGAGGGUUCUUGGUGAAGAAAAAAUCGAGAGAAACCAAAGUGUAGCUAAUGAGAUUGCUCUUUUAUUAUGCUAAUUAGGCUAAAUAUAGCUAUAAAAUAAAAAGCUUAUUUUAAUUUAUAUAAAAAAUAAGGCCUUGGCAAAGCUAGAGCAAAAAAAAAUUUUUUAAAAUCCCGUAUAGAGCUUUUCAUUGAAAUCCCUGACAAAAGUUUGUAUUUUUCAGAUUAUCAAAAAAACAUCGACAUAUAUCUUAAUCAGCUUUCCAAAAAAGCGAAAGACUUAGGGGUGGAUUUAUUAAAUAUAGUCCCGCUUUCAACACCACGAGAUAAAGAAGUUUUUGACUUUUUAACUUCUCCCUGUUCCUCAAGACCUCAAACAGCAACUACAACGGAUAUUUCAAUAUCAUAUUCAGGGGUAGGUCUAAUAAUGCACUUUUAAUAGUAUAAAUUGGUCGAUCAUUUUUAAAUAGUGUAUUAUUGAGCAGAAAUCUACUAUUUAAUUUUUAAAUAGUGUAUUAUUGAGCAGAAAUCUCAAUUUUCCAGAUAAAUAUCUCGGAAAAAUUUUCCCUAGGAAAUUUGACAUGGAGCCUAUUCAGAGCAAGAAAUCCUACCAGCUCAUAUCGAUAUUUUUUUCAUAGAAGACCACGUAAAGCAGUUUCAUGAAGCUUUCGACCAGGAGUAUACAUUUUUGCUGCAGCGAGCCAAAGAUAUCCAAGAAGAUCUCAUAAAACAGACUUCGACGCCAACUCCAAACGAAAUUAAAAAAUUUUCAAAAAAACUGGAAACUGCUGUUAUCAGCGACAUUCAUCCAGAAAUGUUUAAGAGAUCAAAAGGAGUUGAAAUAGAAGAGACCAAAAAAGAAGAAAGUUUUAAGCUAGAAAAAGGGAUUGAGCUGGAUUUUGAAAUCCCUAUUGAGGAGUCAAAACCACAGUCUUGCAAGCCUAGAAUCCGAGUUAUCAAAAAACCAUCAAGACCUUCAACACCUGUACAAGUAGAAGUUGCCACAAAAGAGCCUCCACAAAGUCGAGGAAAACUGGCAAGAAGGCUAAGAGGGAUUGUAAAUGACCACAAGGACUGCAUCCUUUAA
This is a messenger RNA of Blepharisma stoltei, 1383 nucleotides long. The record is from the annotation of a GenBank genome assembly. Lineage: Eukaryota; Ciliophora; Heterotrichea; Heterotrichida; Blepharismidae.